UUCUGAAUCACCGUGUGUGUUUUACUUUACUUUAUGUGAGUGUGGAGGUUCGGUGCGUGGAAAGGGGUUCCCAGAGGCCGAGGUGUGCAGCUUGUUUUUUUUUUUCUCUUUGGCUCCACAGACCUUCAAACAUGAACCUGUUCUGCUUCACGCUGGAGGGCUCCUCAGAAAGCAUCUAUGAACCAGCCUACAGCAAAACACUGAAGGAAGUCCUCCCCAGAUACCAGACUAGCCCCGCUCUCCUGAGACAAAGACCUGACUGGAGUGGUUCAGAUCUAUCCAUCAGUUCUGACCGACCUCAGAGCACAGUGAAACUGAAAAGAACAAACAGAAGGUCAUAUGUGCCAACAUCAUCUUUGGACAAUGAAACACUCGUCAGAGACAUUCAUAAAGGCUGCUUGGUGUUGUCAGGAGAUAAGAAAGACUCGUCCAAUCAAAUCAAAGCCCACAACAGAGAAAAGUGUAAAGCCUCCAGUCAGAGCAGCACGUUGACAAGAAACGGCAGCUUGAAGGAGCUGAGAUCUGACAGCACAGAGACACAUCCACCAGCUCAGGGUGGUGAAACUACAGCUGACAUAGCAGAUUCAUAUUCAACGCACACCACAGGCAGAAUAAAGAAGUUACAGAAUCUGGUCCACACAAAGAAGGGACAACAGAGCGCAGCAGGGAAAGGGAAGAGUUUAUCAGACAGUCAUGAUCAUUUGGCCGAUGUGUUCAGUAACAACAAUCCGGUGCUGACCUGCAUCGGCCUGGGGAGGAGAACGGAUAAGACGCUAGCCAAAGCUGCUUCAUCACCGCAGCAACAGCAACAAAGAGCCACAGAUGUCCAUGUGCAGUCAAAGGAGGAGGGAGUUUGGUGGAGCCCGUUCGAGUGUCCGCAGCCCUGGUCUCCCUUCUAUCACACCUGUCAACAGCCUCAGCAUGAACUGUGGGUCUGCGGGGGGAGCUUGUCGCUGCCCUGGACCACAGACUGGGAUCGAUUCGAGAGUUUGAUACAGGAACUGGACAGCAAACAGCCAGAUCUGUGUCCUCCUCCGCUGACGGUCCCCUCCAUCACAGAGCUGCAGUUCUCACAGAACACAUUGACCAGAUUUGGGAGAUUUGAACCUCUUGUUCAGCCUUUAAAGGAGCCGCAGGAUGAUGGAAGCUCGUCGGUGCAGAUUGAGGAGCCAAACGAUGUCUGGGUGGAAAGGAAGGAGACACAGACUUCAUCACAAAGUGACAGGAAGCACGUCAAGGCCUCACCAGAGAAAACAAAGACAACUUCUAAAGAUGGAAACACACAGAGAGAUGAAGCAGAAAAGAGGAAAGUUGGCGGGGGAGCGUUUGUGAAAGCACAUCACAGGCGGUCUGGUGACUCUCUGGAAAGCCUCUAUAGCCUCAACAGUGGACAAAGCUCCUCAAGCGGAGUCACCAGUGGGUCCGGCUGGUCCAGUAACAGAGACAGUCUGAGGCUGGACGAUGAUCUGUUGUCCUCUAGACACUUCUGUGGAAGAGCAAGAGUCCAUACUGACUUUGUGCCAAGUCCAUACGACACUGAAUCCCUCAAGCUCAAGGUGGGAGAUGUGAUUGACAUCUUUGCCAAACCCCCCAUGGGAAUAUGGACAGGGAUGCUGAACGGCAAACUGGGCAAUUUCAAGUUCAUUUAUGUAGAUGAGCUCGCAGAGGAGAGACCCGAUUCUCGUGAGGAGACACAAACCCAAAGAGAGAGCCAGAAAUCCACCGUCCAGGAAGUGUUGAGGCGUCUCAGCUUGGAGGAGUACACGUCCUCUCUGCAGCUGAACGGGUACCAAACAGUGGAUGACUUGAUGAGGCUGAGGGAGCAUCACCUGACGGAGCUGAAUGUGACUGAUCCAGAGCACCGGCAUCGUCUUCUCACUGCUGUUGACUCCCUGCAGCAAAUGUACUUACGUCCAACCAGCCGUCUCCUCUGCUUUACAGCUGAUUGGCAGCCGAAGAGCGAGGCCAAUCAGGAGGCCGAGACCCCCGUCGAGAACAUGAAGGCAGAAGUGAGCAGCGGCCCCAGAGACUCCGGCUGCCACAUGUCGUCUGACAGCCCCGACAACAGCACAGAGGACGCACACCUUCACUUCUUCCUUCAGUACCCUCCGCCGGCUGAGACGGCAGCUUCAUGAGCAUCACCCAUUCUUUUACAACCCAUUCUUUACCACGCCUGCUUUGAGGUGACUUUUCAGACGAACGCUGUUUUUUUAAAUGACAACAGUGUAACUUCCAAUUAUGUACAAUGAAUGCCCUCUCUGAGCCUUUUCCAAAUGUAAAUGCUCCACUUCAAGACAUCAUAUGUCUGAAUAAAAGAGUUUAAGAAACA
This is a messenger RNA of Labrus mixtus (cuckoo wrasse), 2329 nucleotides long. It is a transcript of the gene samsn1b, whose product is annotated as SAM domain, SH3 domain and nuclear localisation signals 1b. The record is from RefSeq and is a predicted model, not a curated record. The transcript is spliced from 15 exons. Gene Ontology annotation, molecular function: protein binding. NCBI's taxonomy places the organism in Eukaryota, Metazoa, Chordata, Actinopteri, Labriformes, Labridae. The coding region runs from base 132 to 2135 and encodes 667 amino acids.